AUGGAGAGCAAUAUAAUUAAAAGAUUUGGGACGAAAGAUGUGAUUGACGUUGUGGAAGUUGAUGUAAGUUCGCUUUCUUUGUUGUUCUUGUUUUUAGAUACUUUAAAGAUGAUUUGAAUUGCUAUAUAUUAAGUUUCUGGAGAUCAAAAAUACUGUUUUUAGAUUUUCUUUGGUGAUGGAAGUUAAAAUUAUAAUUUUUAGGCCGAAUUUAGCUGUGAACUUCAUUCCACUGACAGACAAAUCAACCAAGUUGUGAAAGAAGCAAGACAGAAGAAGUUACAAGCUAAAGAGUAUGAUCUAAAGGUAGUUUAGUUAUUUUACGGCACAAAACGUAUCUUGUUCUUUAGGUUUUGGGUGUCGUUUGUUUUGUAGUUUUUAUGUGUUUUGCAUCGAUCUUACCUUAUUCUGGAGAAAAUGAUCCUCCCAGGUUUGGUGAUUAUGAAGCCCAAAGACAUUGGAUGGAGAUAACGACAAACAUUCCUGUUAGUGAGUGGUAGGUUUAUUUUAAUUUGUGUUUUUUGUUGCUUUAGGAGUAUCCGAUGUGUCAAUGUAUGAAUGUUGAAUUCUUUAUAAAUUUUCUGUUAAUACUUGGGAAGAAAUUGAGUUUCAAAGAUGUAUUUAGCUUUUAGUUUACAUUUUAGGUACGAAAACUCGACGAAGAACGACCUAUUGUAUUGGGGUUUGGAUUAUCCUCCAUUAACUGCUUAUCACAGCUGGGCAGUUGGCAAAGUGUAAGUAUUUAUACAAAUUCUAAAACAAUAUCAGUUUAAUUUGUUAAAAUAACUAUAAAAAUGGCAAAGAUCAGCUACUAAUGGUGAAUUUCGCUUUUUCAGUGCUGAAUUCUACAACAAAUCAUGGGUAGAGUUGGAAACAUCUCGAGGACAUGAAAGUUCAGAUCAUAAACUGUUCAUGAGAUUGUCAGUGAUCUUUACAAUGUUAUUAUUGUACUUACCCACAGUUUUGGAAGUUUACAAUGGUAUCGGCAAAAGUCAGCCUUUGAGGGUAAGUAAAUUACAUUAACAUUGGUUUUAAGCCUAUCGUACGACUUUAAAAUAUAAAACGCAUGAUGCAUGAUUUUUUAAUUUAAAAAAAAGUUAUUUUAGCUAUUUUUAGUUAAAGAUAUUUAACAUAAAACCAUAUUUUAGAUUCCAAUGCUGUACGCAGGCCUAUUCUUCCCCGGGCUGAUCUACAUUGACUGCACUCACUUCCAAUACAAUCACAUUUGUCUUGCGUUGGCUCUAAAGUCGUUUGUGUUGAUGGCUAAAGGCCAGCAAGUACUUGGGUCGGUCUUGUUUGUUUUAGCAUUGAACUUUAAACAGAUGGCAUUGUAUUAUGCACUACCCGUCUUUUGCUUUCUAUUUGGACGAUCAUUGAAGCGCGGCGUUUUUGGAGGGUACGUUGGAAUUUGAUUUGGUUUAAGGGGUGGUUAAAGGUUGUAAAGAGGUAUAUGAUAAUAACUUGAAAAUGGGAGGAGGUAUGUGGUUGCAUUAGAUUGAAAAAUUUAAUUGUCUUGCUGGUUUUACUGGUAGAAAUUAUGAUUUAUGUAUAUUAUAAAAGUUUUAUCAAGGCUUUUGAAAGUAUAUUUAUUGUUUUAGGUCGGUAAAUGUAAUAAAACUUGGAGUUACUGUAAUCCUAUCUUUUGCCGUCUUAUGGUCUCCAUUUUUAAGAGAAGGACGAUUUAUUCAAGUGUUACAUCGAAUUUUUCCGGUUGGAAGAGGACUGUUUGAGGUAUGCCUUUAUAUCGAAAUGGCUAGGCAUGUCUAGUUGUUCUUGUAAAUAUACUCAUUGUCAUUUCUUUUCAGGACAAGGUAGCAUCGUUCUGGUGCGUAGCUAACGUGCUGGUUAAAUUUAGAAAGUAUUCACAACAUUCUAUGGCUAUCGCGAGCGCAGCAGCAACAUUAGUUGUCAGUGUACCAGCUUUGUUAGUGCUACUGCUGAGACCGACGGAAAGAAUGUUUAAGCUGGCAUUGGUUUACGUUAGUCUGGUGUUCUUCUUGUUUUCGGCACAAGUUCACGAAAAGACAAUAUUGUUUGUUGCUUUGUAAGUGGUUUUUAGUUUUUAUAUUUAAAUCAUAAGGUUUGACCGGUAGAGGUGAUAAUUUAGGCGAAAUAUGAUUUUUACUAUCUUUUUUUUGGUAAUUUGUAUCUUUAUAAAGUUUUUCUUGUUAAAAUACGGGUUUUUUAUAUAAAAAUAAAUAUCUUGCUCUUCAGACCAAUACUCUUCCACCUACAACAAUAUCCUGUGGUUACGAUGGAUUUCCUCUCUGCAGCCGCUCACAGUCUAUACCCACUAAUACAUCAAGAACACGCCAUUCAAGCUUACCCGCUGUUCAUCAUGUAUCACAUCUUUUGUAUUCGACAAAUACGAGCCAAAAAGACCUAUGUUACAGUAAUCAGGAUCCUCAACCUAAUGGUUUAUAUCGGACUGGCUGUUGGAUUGACUUUCAUCAAACCUCCGGAACGAUACCCACAUAUUUGGCAAUUACUAUUCGCUUUCUGGUCUUUUGUCAACUUUGUCUAUGUUUUACUGUUCUUUUUAAUUCAGAUGUGUAUACUGUAUUUUGAGCCGGUGAUCAAGAAAAAACAAGAGUAA
This is a messenger RNA of Bursaphelenchus okinawaensis, 2593 nucleotides long. NCBI's taxonomy places the organism in Eukaryota, Metazoa, Nematoda, Chromadorea, Rhabditida, Aphelenchoididae. The record is from the annotation of a GenBank genome assembly.